Molecule: messenger RNA, 330 nt
Organism: Meloidogyne enterolobii
Lineage: Eukaryota; Metazoa; Nematoda; Chromadorea; Rhabditida; Meloidogynidae
Source: the annotation of a GenBank genome assembly
AUGAUCAAUAUUUUGUUCGAUAACGACAAAUCAAUUUCUCUUAAACUUAACAUUCAAUUGACAAAUCUUGAUGCUGAAAAGAAAAACUUUGAAAAUAUUUUGAAUUUUUCUUUCAAUCAUUUAUCAACUUCUUACUUUAACCUCAAUAUUAGUGACGAUAUUACAGAGCAACAUACAAAUAUUUUAUUUAAUAAGAUAAUAAAUGAAGGAAGUAAAUUCUCACAAAUUUGGUUAAAUAGUUCUAAUUUUGCAAGGCUUUAUGAUAUUAUAGAAGUAAAUUGCAUGGCACGCGGACAUAUCGAAACGGACAUAUGGGAUAUUUCAAUGUAA